Molecule: messenger RNA, 1361 nt
Organism: Propithecus coquereli (Coquerel's sifaka)
Lineage: Eukaryota; Metazoa; Chordata; Mammalia; Primates; Indriidae
Gene: TMEM53
Product: transmembrane protein 53
Exons: 3
Coding region: 164-1000 (278 amino acids)
Source: RefSeq, a predicted model, not a curated record
GGUGGUUGCUAGGUGGGAGGUCACAGAGCGCGGCUCAGGGAUUGGGCAGUGUCGGGGGAGGUGGGUGGUGAUUGGGCGGUGCCCAGGAGGCGCCUGAGUGAGGCACGGGUGCGCAAGCGGGAGUUCCGGCAGGAGGCCCGUGGUGAGGGCCGGCGCCUUCACCAUGGCUUCAGCUCAGCUGGACUACACCAUCGAGAUCCCGGAUCAGCCCUGCUGGAGCCAGAAGAACAGCCCCAGCCAAGGUGGGAAGGAGGCGGGGACUCGGCAGCCAGUGGUGAUUCUCUUGGGAUGGGGUGGCUGCAAGGACAAGAACCUUGCCAAGUACAGCGCCAUCUACCAUAAAAGGGGCUGCAUCGUGAUCCGAUACACAGCCCCGUGGCACAUGGUCUUCUUCUCUGAGUCCCUGGGCAUCCCUUCACUUCGUGUUUUGGCCCAAAAGCUGCUUGAGCUACUUUUUGAUUAUGAGAUUGAGAAGGAGCCCCUGCUCUUCCACGUCUUCAGCAACGCUGGCGUCAUGCUGUACCGCUACGUGCUGGAGCUCCUGCAAACCCAUCAGCGCUUCUGCCACCUGCGUGUGGUGGGCACUAUCUUUGACAGUGGUCCUGGCGAUAGCAACCUGGUAGGGGCUCUGCGGGCCCUGGCCACCAUCCUGGAGCACCGGCCUGCCAUACUGCGCCUGUUGCUCCUGGUGGCCUUCGCCCUAGUGGCAGUCCUGUUCCAUGUCCUGCUUGCUCCACUCACAGCCCUCUUCCACACCCACUUCUAUGACAGGCUACAGGACGCAGGCUCUCGCUGGCCUGAGCUCUACCUCUACUCGAGGGCAGACGAGGUAGUCUUGGCCAGAGACGUGGAACGCAUGGUGGAGGCACGCCUGGCACACCGGGUCCUAGUGCGCUCCGUGGACUUUGUGUCAUCUGCACACGUCAGCCACCUCCGCGACUACCCUACGUACUACACAAGCCUCUGUGUUAACUUCAUGCGCAACUGUGUCCACUGCUGAGUCCACCUCACCUCUGCUCCAGAAAUAAAUGCCUGAUACCUCCCCACAACCUACAUCUGUGGGGUCCUCUUCUGGUUCAGCUCCCUAUGGCCCUUUGGGACUCUGUGGUCCUGUAAGUAGAAAAUUCCUGUGGGGCUCUCUCCUGCGGGACUGCUGGUGGUUUGCUUCCCCCAGGAUCCUAAGGGGCAGGAGUGCCCGGGCGUAUGUCUGUGGGACCUUGCAGUUGGGUGUGUUUGGACAACUGCAACCAUCAGGCUGCUGAUUCCUGUGGCAUUUAGGCUACAGAGAUUAACAAAGUAGGAAGGGGGUGGUGUUGAGGCUGAGCCCGAGUUGAUUUUUUUAAAAAAUUGUGAUAAGAACA